AUGGGUGUCCCGCAGAAUCUCAAUCUGCCUUUGUCAAUGGAUGCUAAGUCGGCUGUAGAAUUAAUGGAGUCUUCUAAUGAGGUUCAUUUUUCUGGAUUUCACAUGGAUGGUUUUGAGCAAAGAAAGGCUAGCAUAGAACAACCGACAACCUCGGAAACUGACAUGUAUAAACAACCUUUUGUCAUAGGUGUUGCUGGGGGUGCAGCAUCUGGCAAGACAGCAGUUUGUGAUAUGAUUAUUCAACAGCUUCAUGAUCAACGAGUUGUACUUGUUAAUCAGGAUUCCUUUUACAAUAACUUUUCCGAGGAGGAUCUUACACGAGUUCAGGAUUACAACUUUGACCAUCCUGAUGCUUUUGAUACUGAGCAAUUGCUUCUGGUUAUGGACAAGUUGAAGCAUGGUGAAGCAGUAGAUAUUCCGAAGUAUGAUUUUAAGACAUACAAGAGUGAUGUGUUAAGAAGGGUGAACCCUUCAGAUGUUAUAAUUUUGGAAGGCAUCCUUGUUUUCCAUGAUCCACGCAUCCGGGAGUUGAUGAAUAUGAAGAUAUUUGUUGACACAGAUGCUGAUGUUCGAUUGGCAAGAAGGAUUAGGCGUGACACCAAUGAGAAGGGUCGGGAUAUUGGAGCAGUUCUUGAUCAGUAUUCAAAAUUUGUGAAACCAGCUUUUGAUGACUUUAUACUUCCAACAAAGAAGUAUGCUGAUAUAAUUAUACCCCGUGGAGGAGAUAAUCAUGUGGCCAUUGAUUUGAUUGUUCAACAUAUUCGCACUAAGCUAGGUCAGCAUGACCUGUGUAAAAUAUAUCCGAAUUUAUAUGUUAUUCAAUCAACUUUUCAGAUACGGGGUAUGCAUACCCUGAUACGUGAUGCUCAAACAACAAAGCAUGAUUUUGUAUUUUACUCUGAUCGUCUGAUUCGAUUGGUUGUAGAACAUGGUUUGGGGCAUCUGCCAUUUACAGAAAAGCAAGUAGUCACUCCCACUGGUUCUGUAUACACUGGUGUUGAUUUUUGCAAAAGGUUGUGUGGUGUCUCUGUUAUCAGAAGUGGGGAGAGCAUGGAGAAUGCUUUGAGAGCAUGCUGCAAAGGUAUCAAGAUUGGGAAAAUUCUAAUUCACAGAGAAGGUGACAAUGGUCAACAGCUAAUAUAUGAAAAGUUGCCAAAUGAUAUCUCAGACAGGCAUGUGUUACUGUUGGACCCUAUACUUGGCACAGGCAAUUCGGCUGUUGAAGCAAUUUCUUUACUCAUAAGAAAAGGUGUACCUGAAUCCAACAUUAUAUUUCUUAAUCUCAUAUCUGCACCUAAAGGUGUGCAUGUUGUAUGCAAAAGUUUUCCAAGAAUAAAGAUAGUAACAUCUGAGAUUGAGAUCGGUUUGAAUGAAGAUUUCCGUGUCAUACCAGGCAUGGGAGAGUUCGGAGAUAGGUACUUUGGAACAGAUGAUGAUGAUGUGCAAAUGGUGGUUUCUUCACAGUAG
Sphenostylis stenocarpa is the source of this 1467-nucleotide messenger RNA. The record is from the annotation of a GenBank genome assembly. Lineage: Eukaryota; Viridiplantae; Streptophyta; Magnoliopsida; Fabales; Fabaceae.